GAAUCCUUCCAUUAUCCAAAAGUAUCUACAGCAAACAAAAAUGAAUCCAGUUGAUGUAACCUUCUAUUUCUCUGAUUUUGAUAUUCUUGAAUCAGUAAAGCAACAUCUUCUAAAUGAUUCCGAUUUGUCUGAAAAAAUUUCGCCAACAAGUUCAAGUAACGCAUUACCUAAUAGUCCUAACUCAAGUUUUGUCAACUCAGCUUCAGCAGAAAAUAGCUUCGACAACACUACUCAUGAUCCUUCUUCACUCGAAGAGCAAACGCCGGUGGCGCGUGAGGGGAAUGCGCCGAGAGAAUGGAGGCGGUACAUAGGAGUGAGACGGAGGCAAUGGGGGACGUUCGCAGCGGAGAUAAGAGACCCGAAUAGGAGAGGCGCGAGGCUGUGGUUAGGAACAUAUGAGACUCCUGAGGAUGCAGCAUUGGCUUAUGACCAAGCCGCUUUUAAAAUCCGGGGCUCGAAAGCUCGGCUAAACUUUCCUCACUUAAUUGGCUCAGACAUGCCUAAGCCGGCUAGAUUAAAAGCUAGGCGUCGUAUAUGCUCGCCCGAGCCAUCGGCUUCUUCAUCCACGUCAUCGGAAGAUGGGAUGAGGAAAAGGAAAAUAGAUGUGAUAAACUCCAUAGCUAGAGCCAAGUCUUUGUGUCAUAGCUAUUUCAAAGGACGAGAAUUAAUUAUUUAGUGUUCAAACACUAGAGUACUGGUCGUUCCCAAAAAAAACCCGGAGAACAGAACUUGUAAAUAGUCUCUUCGUCUUCUCAUUAUGUUCUUUU
This is a messenger RNA of Lycium barbarum (goji berry), 767 nucleotides long. RefSeq names its product ethylene-responsive transcription factor 13-like. The record is from RefSeq and is a predicted model, not a curated record. Gene Ontology annotation, molecular function: DNA-binding transcription factor activity; DNA binding. Lineage: Eukaryota; Viridiplantae; Streptophyta; Magnoliopsida; Solanales; Solanaceae. Bases 41 to 676 code for a protein of 211 amino acids. The transcript has a single exon. Gene Ontology annotation, biological process: ethylene-activated signaling pathway; regulation of DNA-templated transcription.